Messenger RNA from Oppia nitens, 560 nucleotides. Its product is annotated as protein D2-like. Lineage: Eukaryota; Metazoa; Arthropoda; Arachnida; Sarcoptiformes; Oppiidae. Bases 5 to 556 code for a protein of 183 amino acids. The record is from RefSeq and is a predicted model, not a curated record. The transcript is spliced from 2 exons.
UACUAUGAGUGACAAUAGUAAUGAUAAAUCAUCGCUCAGACGGGACGGUGUGAUUCCCGAUGUUAUUGACUCCGAGCCUAUCCAUAAAAUCAAUUUAAAAUAUUCGUCGGGAGUUGAGGUAAACUAUGGCACAGAACUGAAACUGUCUGAAAGCAAGGAUGUGCCACAAGUCGACUGGCCUACAGAAACGGGCGUUUACUAUACUCUUAUGAUGAUCGAUCCGGACGCACCAUUUCGAUCGAAACCAUUACUUAGUCCAAUCAAUCAUUGGACAGUUAUGAACAUUCCCGGAACUGAUAUCAGUAAAGGCCGGACAGUGUGCGGAUAUAGAGGAGCCGGAGCGCCACCGUUGGGUGGUUUGCAUCGGUAUAUAUUUUUGGUGUACAAACAGUCAAACGGUAUUAUUGAGACAAAUGGGACUCCCGUUCUCAACGAAUCGUUCAGAACUCGUAUUAAAUUUAAUAUUAGAGAAUGGACUAAAUCUAACAAUUUAGGCGAACCGGUAGCUGUCAAUUAUUUUCAAUCCCAGAGCCAGCGAUCAUGUAUUAUAUUAUAAUUUU